This is a messenger RNA of Closterium sp. NIES-67, 2125 nucleotides long. Lineage: Eukaryota; Viridiplantae; Streptophyta; Zygnematophyceae; Desmidiales; Closteriaceae. The record is from the annotation of a GenBank genome assembly.
UAUCUUAGCUCCUCCGAGUAGCUAUACCGAGGAGUCCUCAGCCAUGUGGCGGGCGUGGCUCGUCGUGGCUCUGCUCUGCAGCGCGGCGCUUCUUGCUUCCGCCGCAACCCCCGCCGCAACCUCCGCCGGCCCGCGCUGCAAGAAUCGCUUUCCGCGCAAACCGCUCUGCAAGUUUGUCGACGACCUCGCAUCGAACCCGCUCGCCGUGAUUGACGGCGCGACGGGCAAGAUGGUGAAGAUCGGCGUGUAUCAGAUUUACCAGAAAUUCCAUCGCGAUCUGCCCGCGACGAAGCAGUACGCGUACGGGAAGGACGAGAAGUCCGCGCACUAUCCCGGCCCGGUCAUCGUCGCGCAGCGCGGCGUGAAAACGCAGGUGUAUUACGAGAACCACCUGAUGGACCGGCAACACAUGUUCACUGUGGACUACACUCUCAUGCCCGGCAUCACCAAGCCGAAGCUCGGCGGCAUUCCCAUCGUGCCGCAUCGCCACGGCGGCAUGCAGGAGAGCGAGAGCGACGGGCACCCACAGGCGUGGUUCACGCAGUUCGGCGAGACAGGUCCCACGUUCAAAUCCCGCCUGUACCACUACGACAAUAAACAAAUGCCCGCCGCGAUCUGGUACCACGAUCACACGCUCGGAUGGACGCGCCUCAACACCGUCGCGGGAAUCGGCGCGCUUUACGUGAUCACGGAUCCGAAGGGGUACGAGCGCAAGCUCGGGUGGCUGCCAAGUGGUAACCGCGCGGUGGCGCUCGCAAUCGCGGAUCGCAAAUUCUUCGCGAACGGGUCGAUCAACUACCCGAAUGUGGGCAUUGUGCCUCGCGUUCAUCCGAACUGGUCGCCCGAGUACCUUGGCGACACCAUCGUCGUCAACGGCAAGGUUUGGCCGUACAUGCGCGUGCGCCCUGCGAUGUACCGCAUGCGCCUGCUCAACGCCGCCAACGCGCGCGUGUUCAACCUCAAGUGGGUGUGCGCCGUGCGCGGCGACUACCCCAACUUCGUUCCGCCCAUCACGGGCGAAGCCAUCUCUGUCAUCCAGAUCGGCACUGAUGGCGGCUAUCUGGUCCGCCCCGUGCGCCGCACUGAGGUGCUUCUCGCACCCGGCGAGCGUGUCGAUCUCCUCGUCGACUUUUCCGAGCUCCCGUCGGGCUGCAAGGAUGUGAUUGUAACGAACGACGCGCGCGCGCCCUACCCCGCGGGGGAGCCCGUGACGGCGCAGACGGGCGUGGUGAUGCGCAUCAACAUCCUCAAGAAGAAACGCAUUCCGUCUCCGCCCAUCCCCAGGAAGAUCAGUUGGAUGCCCAAGGUUCCCGCGGUGAACAAGGAGCGCUACCACACGCUCAUGGAGGUGAUGGAUCGCGCCACGAACCUGCCCAUCCGCGUUACAAUCGAUGAGAAGUCGUUUAUGGAUCCCGUUACCGAGAUUCCCAAGCAGGGUGAUACUGAGGCGUGGUAUAUCAUCAAUUUGACAGCCGACGCGCAUCCCAUGCAUCUGCAUCUCGUCCAACACCGCCCCGCCUGGCGUCGCCCCUUCGAUGCAGAUGCGUACCGGGCCGGCCGGUGCUCGAUCACAGACGACUCCAAGCCGAGCUGUUACUCGGGUGAAAGGAAGCUGGUUGGGCACUACGAGAGGGGCUGGAAGGACACCACGCUGGCGUACCCUGGCGAGGUUCUCAAGCUAUACGCCACAUUCAAGCGCCAGGACCUGCAACCUUGGGAGUUUAACCCGACCACUGGCCCCGGCUAUGUGUGGCAUUGCCACAUCCUGGACCAUGAAGACAACGAUAUGAUGCGACCUUUGAUUGUCACGAGAUAGGCAUGAUGGGGCCCAUGGUCAUCAAGAUUCAAGAAAUACAGGCAUGAUGUGAUCCAUGGUCAUCAAGAAACAGGCCUGAUGCAAUGCAACCCGCAGGCAAGGACCGUCAACCUGUGGGGUUAUACAAGUGGGGUGGGAUUGGCAACUGGUAGCAUGCAGGAGGGGACAACUGACCAUGCCUCGUGGUCUUGCACCCCUUGGCUGGGGUUUACUGACAUGUGGGUGGGGCAUGGGAGUGAGAAUCGGCUGGUGUGAGCCAUCUCAUCUCAGCUCAGGGCAAUGAUGUACCUCUUACCAUCUCAUCCGGUA